AGCCCCCAGACUGGAGCAUGGGGUGCAGGAUGGCUCAGUACAGUGGUCAAGGGUCGACCUGUGUCUCCUCCUAUGUGUUGUGAGAAAGACUCACGGAAGGUGGCAUCAUGGUGGGAGUGGUGGCAUGUGGGUCUGUGAGCUCCAUCAAAGCUCUGUGGGAAACCAGGAUCCGAAGGGUCAAGGAGGACCAGGAGGAGGAGAAGAAGAGGAGGACUUCACCUGGAUCAGCAGCAGGAAGAGUGAGCGUUGGCGCCUGGGAGAACCGGGCCAUUCUGGCACGACUGAAGGAGAAACUGAAGACAGAGGAUGGACGGCUCAUCCUCUGCAUCGAGCAAGAGGAGUGGAAGACGCUGCCUGGCUGCCUUGUGCAAUUUAGUCAGGUCCAAGAGUGGCAGAUUCACAGAACCGGACUGCAGAAGAUCCCCAGCUUCAUCUCCAGCUUCCAGAGCCUUUUAGUUUUGGAUCUCUCUCGAAAUGGAGUCAGUGAGAUCCCCAAACAAAUUGGGAAGCUGACUCGACUCAAGGAGCUACUGCUGAGCUACAACAGGCUUCAGGUUGUUCCUGAAGAGCUGGGCCACUGUGAGAGUUUGGAGAGGCUGGAGUUGGCCAUGAACCGGGACCUCAGCGAGCUCCCUGACCAGUUUAAGAACCUGCACAAGCUCCAGCACCUGGAUCUCUCCAUGAAUGACUUCACCUCCAUGCCUGGAUGUGUCGUCGACCUUCCUGCUCUCGAGUGGCUCGACAUGGGAGGAAACCGACUUCAGCACUUACCUGACGACAUCCACAGGAUGGAGAAGCUUCACACGCUGUGGCUGCAGAGGAACCAACUGGAGAAGCUUCCAGAUAACAUCAGCAGGAUGGCCAGUUUGGACACGCUGGUGCUCAGCAGUAACAGACUGAGGGACAUCCCACCGCUGAUGGAGGGCAUGUGCAAUCUGAGGUUUGUGAAUUUCCGAGACAACCCUCUGACAUUGGAAGUGACGCUACCAGUUGGCAAGACCAAAGCUGAGGAUGCUGAGGAAGAAGAGGAAGACGACCGAGAGAUGUUUGGCCGAGAGUUCAUGCAGAUGUACAUCCAGGAGGCCAGGAAGAGAGCGUACGCCAUUCUCAACGUGCACUGUUCCAAUUAGUCCAGCGAUUAAAGAAAAGUUCAUCCCACUCAGAUUUUAUUGAUCUGCUGGAUGGAUUUGACGUUUGCUUUCCAGGAAGCAGCCAGGACCUUCUGUUGGCCAGAUUUGUCUCCUACACAUCUCAUGGACAAGCUCUUCCAUCUCUACUGAGCUACACUGGAAGGUGUCUGUCAACUUGAUGUUGUGACUCCCUGAGGGAAACACAGUACCAAAGCAAAGCACACCAUUAACCUCUACUCCAAAACUCUCAUGGUGAACUACUGCUGACCUAAUCCCUGGGAAGUAAACUUGCCCAAUGUAUUGCUUCUGAAAAGCAACAGACUUUUGUGUUUUCAAUUAUCUAUCUUUAUAAUGACAAAAAACAUGAUCCAUCCGCUUGUCGUCAUGAUAACACGAUACGCCUCACCCCUAUUUUUAACAGAAUCCCUGCAGCUGCUCAGCACUUAGUCUCAGACAGUAGACAAAAGGUUUUUACAGUUUAACAGUUACUGUU
Synchiropus splendidus (mandarinfish) is the source of this 1623-nucleotide messenger RNA. RefSeq names its product leucine rich repeat containing 39 (gene lrrc39). NCBI's taxonomy places the organism in Eukaryota, Metazoa, Chordata, Actinopteri, Syngnathiformes, Callionymidae. The record is from RefSeq and is a predicted model, not a curated record. Bases 108 to 1130 code for a protein of 340 amino acids. Gene Ontology annotation, molecular function: protein binding. The transcript has 9 exons.